Molecule: messenger RNA, 1259 nt
Organism: Aedes albopictus (Asian tiger mosquito)
Lineage: Eukaryota; Metazoa; Arthropoda; Insecta; Diptera; Culicidae
Product: activating signal cointegrator 1 complex subunit 1
Exons: 4
Coding region: 152-1231 (359 amino acids)
Biological process (GO): DNA alkylation repair; regulation of DNA-templated transcription
Cellular component (GO): nucleus
Molecular function (GO): RNA binding
Source: RefSeq, a predicted model, not a curated record
GACAGAGGUGACAGCAGUGUGUUGUUUUGUUCGCAUAAGGUUUUACGUUUCACUGCGUAGAAAUUCUAGUGCACUUUAUUAAAUAAAAUUUAAACAGCAAAAGCUUACUAAAAGUUUCAACAAGUGAACAGUAAAGUAUCUAAUCGGUGGGAUGGAUGUGAUGGCACCGCAGUUGAUGUGGAUUGGCACUCGGUGCUACCGGGUGAACCAAACGAGUCUGGAUUUUGUGUGCGAACAGCCGGGCGAGGAAAGCAAACCCUACGUUGAAGAAGACCUUUACGAGGAAGAUGAUCGUGAACUUGACUACGAUAUUCAACAAAUUGAAGGUGGCAAACUUCAGACAUCCUUUCAUGUUCCAUCAGCCUUCUUUUCGAUAAUCAUUGGCAACAAGGGAACGACCCGCCGCCGCAUUGAAGCGGAAACCAAAACGCAGAUCGUCGUACCGAAACAGGGCACCGAAGGGGAUGUGGUCGUCAAGGGUACGUCCGCCAAAGCCGUAACCGCCUGUCGCCAACGUAUCGAACUGAUUGUACUGGCAGCACGUAACAAGCAGCAUUUCACCCAUUUCCUGUCGAUCCCGAUGACAUCGGACGAGAUCAAGUCGAACUAUAUUAAAUUUCGGGAGAAGGUCCUCACCGAACUGCCCAGCGGAUUCCAUUUGGACGAAUCACUGUUCCAGAAGCCGGAAAAGCUGCACCUGACGCUGUGCAUGAUGAGUCUGAUGGACAACGUGGAUCGGGCGCACGCGGCUCAGCUGCUGCAGGACUGCCGGGAGUCGAUCAUUAAAAUAACCCUGGCCGAAUUUGGUCCCAUCGAAGUGCACCUGCGCGGGUUGGCCUACAUGAACGACGAUCCCAGCUCGGUGGAUGUCCUGUACGCAAAGGUGGAAUCGGAACCGCUUCAGCGUAUCGCCGACCAGCUGAUGGAGUAUUUCAUCGCGAAUGGGUUAAUCAAGCGGGAGUACGACCACGUUAAGCUGCACGCAACGCUGAUCAAUUCGACCUUUGGCCGGCACAAGGCGCACAGCAGCGGCGAUGAAGCAGGUGGCGAUGACAAAAAGCAUCACCGUCACCAGCGGCACCGCCGGGAGCGGUUCGAUGCGACGGAAAUUUUACGCGAGUUUGGCGAUUUCGAUUUCGGUGUGCAGACGGUUACCGAGAUUCACCUGUCGCAGCGGUUUUCGACGGCGUGCAACGGGUUCUACGAGGCCACAGGUAUGAUUAAAUUGUGAAUAAUGAUUUGUUGCUGGUUUUGUUGCA